AUGUCCACCCCUAAGAGCGACAGCUUUGUGCAGCAGGAUAUCUCAACCUCUGACCUCGACGACGACCUGACGGAAGUGGACUCUUUGGUGCUAGAAAGUCCGGAACAACACAAGCUCCCGACCUGCCCGCAUCGUGACAUUUUGCAAGGAGAAAAGCCAGAUAUUUUACUCGUCCGCGAGUCCAUCCAAGCCAUCCUCCAGAACGUCGCCCUUUUCAUCACAGUCACCGUCGUGACGUUCCGGCUCAUCUUGGUCAUCCUCCGCCAUUUGGCAAGCCCGCAAAGAGCUGAGAGGAUCCCGUUACUUCGUCGACUCGCAACCACGGGCGGAUCGUGCGCUGGCAACCAAGCCAUUCCAUCACGACCAAGAGAAUCGAGACUCCGAGACGUCAACCUCCAAGGCCGGCCUCGGAUUAGCCGCCCUAUAGGGCCAGUCCUCCACAACGGCGUGCCCAUGAUCCAGACCGUGCCACAGCCGUCGAUCGCGGUCUCCCACAUGACCGCAUACCCCAGCUAUUCAGUCAACGGCGCCGAGCACGACGAAAACGUACCACCGGGAUCGGGGAAAUCCACGCCAAAGCCGCGACUACCGAAGUCACGCACUCUUAAUAUGUUGUCUAGCCUUACCCAAUCUUUCUCCCGUUCGUCAGUUGGAAGCAUCGCCAGUAACCGUAAUCUUAGUACUGGAUCUUCGAGCACCAUUACCACCGACCCCCUUUCCACCCACCCUCGUAUCGCCCAACCAUUCACGUCCCUGCAAAACCGAGAGCCAACCGAACCAGCCAAAAAGCUUGAGGCAAAAUCAGAGCAUCCCCCGCCCCAUCCCGACCCCCGCCUCAUCUACACGGCCCAGCCGUCGUCCUACUGGGCGGGCCGCUUCACCGCCAUCCACGACCGCCUACGCGGCGAGCUGCUGAAGCCGCACAACCUAGCCGUGGUCCUCGAAGCCCACAUCGAGGAACACACCAUGAUGCUCGCCCACGCCUCCGCAGCCACCAACCCAUCGGCCUCGGCCUACGCGCCCUCCAUGGUCCGGCGCCCCCGCCGCAACAGCAGCAGCGCACCCGACUCCCCAAACCCGCGCAUCCCCGUCUCCUCCACCAGCGGCGCCGUGUUGCAGACCGUCACCGCCGUGGCGGACAUGUCCCGACGACCGGGGCCCCAGCAGCAGCAGCAGCGCACGGCCGACGCGGCGAUGCUCGCCGACGAUGACAUGCGGCGGCGCCGGGCGCUGCUGAAGCUCGAGGGCCUGUGCGCGACGGCUGAGGCGCGUGCGAGCCUGCGCGCGUGGCAGCUGAGGCUCGCGAGGCUGGAGGGCCGGACCUCGCUGCUGCCGAGGGGCGCGAUGAUGGGCGGGGGAGGAGGAGGAGGGCCUGGGAGGGAGGUGUCUGCGGCGGGGAGCAGGGCGUCGGGGCUGGUGGGCAGGCUGUUGUUGUUUGGUGGGAGGAGGAGCCCUGGGCCGACGGUUGGGGCUGGGGGUUGACGAGUG
Phialemonium atrogriseum is the source of this 1488-nucleotide messenger RNA. RefSeq lists its product as uncharacterized. The transcript has 2 exons. Bases 1 to 1482 code for a protein of 493 amino acids. The record is from RefSeq and is a predicted model, not a curated record. Lineage: Eukaryota; Fungi; Ascomycota; Sordariomycetes; Cephalothecales; Cephalothecaceae.